Messenger RNA from Lactuca sativa (garden lettuce), 2402 nucleotides. Its product is annotated as zinc finger BED domain-containing protein RICESLEEPER 1. Gene Ontology annotation, molecular function: DNA binding; protein dimerization activity. The record is from RefSeq and is a predicted model, not a curated record. NCBI's taxonomy places the organism in Eukaryota, Viridiplantae, Streptophyta, Magnoliopsida, Asterales, Asteraceae.
GGUUGGCGCCUUCUUACAAUCUUACGGCUGCUCCAAUCUUGCCCAAUACUACAUUUCUAUCUCUCCUGCAAAUCGUCUCUCGUGGGAUUCAUCUCCCAGAAAACACCCUUUUAACGCUAUCCACCGAAAAUCUAAACCCUAAAAAUUCUAUUCUGUAUGCGUUUCAAAUUUUCUAUCUGCAAUCGCAACUCCUUAACACUCUCUAUUCAAUGGAGAUUUCUGAUGAGGCUGUACUAGUUGAUUGUAGCAGAUUGAAAUCAGCUGUGUGGAAAGACUUUGAUCGGAUCAAAAGAGGUGAUGCCUGCGUUGCUGUUUGUAAGCAUUGUAAGAAGAAACUCAGUGGUUCAAGUACCAGUGGAACAUCACAUUUAAGAAACCACUUAAUCAGAUGUAGAAGAAGAUCAAAUCACGAUGUAUCUCAAAUGCUAACAUCAAAAGGUAAGAAAAAGGAAGGAUCUUUAACACCUGUAAGUUUCACAUACGAUCAUGAUCAAACAAAACCCGACAUCCCCAACCUCAUUAAAUACGAACAAACCCCAGUAAAAGACAGUCUUGUUACUUUAACCACUGGUAACUUUGACUACAAAAGGAGUCGAUUUGACCUUGCUCGCAUGAUCAUUUUACAUGGGUACCCUUUAGCUAUGGUGGAACAUGUUGGGUUCAAAAUCUUUGUUAGAAAACUUCAGCCAUUGUUUGAGCUUGCAACGCUUGAUGGAAUCGUGGCUGAUUGUAAAGAAAUUUACCUGAAAGAGAAACAAAAAGUUACUGAAAUGCUGGAUACCCUUCCAGGUAAAAUCAGUUUAAGUGUCGACACAUGGUCUGCAAAAGGUGAUGCUAAGUACUUAUGUUUAACUGCACAUUCUGUUGAUGAAACUUGGGCAUUGAAGAAAAAGAUUUUAAGUUUCAUAAACAUCGACCCUUUUCUAACAGAAGACAUGGUUUCUGAACUUAUCAUGAGCAGAUUAAUGGAAUGGGACAUUGACCGAAAGUUAUUCUCUUUGACUUGCAACAAUUGUCCAAUUCAUGACAACAUUGUAUGCAAACUCAGAGAUCGUUUAUCACAAAACAGGUUUCUUUUAUGUAAUGGUCAAUUAUUUGAAGUAAGAUGUGCUGCAAAUUUUAUAAAAGUCAUGGUUGAUGAUUGUCUUGAAGCUUUAUCUCUAACAAUCUCCAAAAUCCGUGAAAGCAUCAAGUACAUUAAAAGCUCACAAUCCGUUACUGAAAAGUUCAAUGAAAUGGUUCAAGAAGUUGGAGUAAACAGCGAGAAAUCGUUAAAUUACGAUAAUACCCUUCACUGGAAUUCAACCUACAUCAUGCUUGAUGUUGCUUUGGAGUACAGAGAAGCCUUUUCACGUCUCCAAGAACAAGAUUUUGCUUACACAAUGUGUCCUUCAGAUGAUGAUUGGAGUCGAGCUUCUACAAUCACUAGUUUCUUGAAACUAUUUGUAGAAGUUUCUACAGUUUUUGCAGGAAGCAAACAUCCAACUGCUAAUAUAUAUUUUCCUGAAGUUUGUGACAUUCAUUUACAACUAAUCGACUGGUGUCAGAGUCAUGAUGAACAUAUAAGCGAGUUAUCUUUAAAAAUGAAAAACAAAUUCGAUGAGUAUUGGAAGAAAUGCAGUUUGGCUUUAGCAAUUGCAGCAAUUUUAGACCCGAGAUUUAAAAUGAAAUUGGUGGAGUAUUAUUACCCUCAAAUCUAUGGAGGUGAUGCUCCUGAUUGUGUAGAUAUAGUUUCUAACUGUAUGAGGGCGUUGUACAAUGGGCAUGACGUGUACUCCACGCUGGCGUCUCACAGCCAGGUAGGCGGAAGUGACACGAGUGAUACGAGGGACCGGUUGACCGGGUUUGACCGGUUUCUUCAUGAAACUUCGCAAAGUCAAAAUGUGAAGUCUGACCUUGAUAAGUAUCUUGAAGAGCCUUUGUUUCCUAGGAAUAUUGAUUUUAAUAUAUUGAAUUGGUGGAAGGUUCAUACCCCGAGGUAUCCUGUUUUGUCAAUGAUGGCGAGAAACAUUUUGGGAAUUCCUAUGUCUAAGGUUUCAUUGGAUUCGGUGUUUGAUACUGGAGAUAGAGUUCUUGAUGAGUAUAGAAGCUCAUUGAGUGAAGAUACUUUGCAAACUUUGAUUUGUGCACAAGAUUGGAUGCAAAAUGGUGUACAAGAUUCCAGAUCAUCUUCGAGCUCAACUGCUUUGGCCAUUUGUUAUGAUGCAAAUUAGAAUGAAGUUGGUAACAAGUUCUUGCUUUGCUAGUCUUUUGUUAGAAAUUGUUUUGAAUUUUCAGGUAGAAUUGUUUAAUGAUUUAUCUGCUUUUAGCUCAUUUUUUUUUAUAUAUAUAGAGCUGCUUUAUGGAAUAUCGUCAUGACUAAUGCAAGGGAUUUAGUUCUAAUAUACUAAUGCAUUCGAAUA